This is a messenger RNA of Paraphaeosphaeria sporulosa, 2228 nucleotides long. Its product is annotated as Cryptochrome/photolyase FAD-binding domain-containing protein. Gene Ontology annotation, cellular component: cytoplasm; nucleus. The transcript has a single exon. The record is from RefSeq and is a predicted model, not a curated record. Gene Ontology annotation, molecular function: DNA binding; FAD binding. NCBI's taxonomy places the organism in Eukaryota, Fungi, Ascomycota, Dothideomycetes, Pleosporales, Didymosphaeriaceae. Gene Ontology annotation, biological process: entrainment of circadian clock by photoperiod; circadian regulation of gene expression. The coding region runs from base 276 to 2228 and encodes 650 amino acids.
CCUCGGUACAAGCAUUGCCCAGAUCCAAAAGAACAUACUGAGCCGGAAGCGUUCACUUUCACUUGCAUGACCCAACCAAGACUGCCAUUGGCUAGAUCCACUUCACCACGCCUCAUUGAGACUGGCGCGGAGCUAACCCUAAUCCUGACAUCUAUGAUGCAUUCCACUACCGCAAGCUAACCGUCCCAGGCACCGUGUGUUUGCCAUUGUCUUUACACAAUGCGCAUGUCUCCCGUUACCUUUCGCCUCAUCUUGACUUGAAUCCUUGUAGCAUCAUGCCCAAACCAAGAGUCAUCUACUGGUUCCGAACUGACCUCCGACUUCACGAUUCACCAGCCCUCCAGGCAGCUUUGGAUCUGAAACCAGAAUGUCUUUAUCCCAUUUGGACCUGGGAUCCUCAUUAUGUAUACCGUGCUCGUGUUGGCUCCAAUCGCUGGCAAUUUCUGCUCGACUGCCAAAACGACCUCUCCAAGUCAAUCACCAAACUCAACUCUAAAUCAAAAUUGCUUCUCAUCCGCGAAGCUCCUCAGACGUUAUUUCCCAAGUUGUUCAAAGAAUGGAAGAUCACGCACCUUGUGUUCGAGAAAGACACGGAUGCUUAUGGCCGGGAGAGAGAUGACGAGGUGAAAGAGUUGGCAAAGGAAGCUGGCGUCGAAGUCGUCAUCCGACCUGGGCGCACACUAUACGACUCGGAUGAGCUCGUCAAAGCGAACCACAACAAGCCCACUAUGAGUAUGUCCCAAGUUCAAGCAGCUGGCGCGAAAAUCGGAGACAUUGUGCGACCAAUACCUGCCCCAAAGGCCCUUCCAGACCCAGGGCUCAUAACCUUGAGCUUCAACCAGCAGAAGCCCGCCAGUAGCCCGGAUAUCAACUCCAUCCAACGCGAUGCGGAGGACAAGUCCUACCAUGCACUAGCAGGUCCCAAUCAAGACUUUGCCGUACCCACGAUGGAUGAGCUCGGCCUCAAACCCGCCACUACUCCACACCGCGGUGGCGAGACGAUAGCCCUGAAAAUGCUCGACGAUAUCAUUGCAAACGAAGACUACACCGCCACGUUCGAGAAGCCAAAAACAGCACCCACAGCCUUCGAACCGCAAGCAACAACACUCCUCUCACCAUACCUGCACUUUGGCGCGCUGAGCUGUCGCGAAUUCUAUUGGCGUGCCCAGGACAUAGUCUCCAAAUACAAGGGCAAGGCCUCACAGCCGCCCGUCAGUCUCACAGGCCAGCUCCUUUUCCGCGAUAUGUACUUCGGCGCUCAAGCGGCCCUCGGCUACGUCUUCGGCCAAACCUACAACAACCCGCGCUGCCGCUUUAUCCCCUGGCAUCUACCCUCCGAAAUUGACCCAAACUCUGGCCUUAUCACAGGCAAAUAUCUCGUCGACAACGCCGAAGCAGAAAUCUUCUUCAAGCGCUGGAAAGAAGGCCGCACCGGCUUCCCCUGGAUCGACGCCUUGAUGCGACAGCUCAAGCAAGAGGGCUGGAUCCACCAUCUCGGCCGCCACGCCGUUGCCUGUUUCCUCACCCGCGGCGGGUGUUACGUCGACUGGGAGCGCGGCGCAGAAGUCUUCGAGGAGUGGCUCAUCGACCACGAGGCUGCAUGCAACAUUGGCAACUGGCAGUGGCUUUCGUGCACGGCAUUCUUCGCGCAAUUCUACAGGUGCUACAGCCCCAUUGCAUUUCCGCAGAAGUGGGAUAAAGACGGUAACUUUGUGAGGAAGUACGUCCCAGAAUUGGAACACUUUGAUAAGAAGUACAUCUAUGAGCCGUGGAAGGCGCCGAUUGUGGACCAAAAGAAAUGGGGCUGUCUCGUCAAGGGAAAUGGGAUCGAGACUGGGGAUGGGAAGCUGAAGAUGUAUCCGAAGCCGAUGUUUGAUUUUGCGACGCAGAGGGAGGUCUGCAUACAGGGCAUGAAGAAUGCGUAUCAGAUUGGGCUCUACGGGAACGAUCCGAAGGUGCUGGAUGGGACGUGGAGGAAGCUGUUCGAUGAUAAUGCGGAGGGGCCGACGGAGGGAUCAAAGGGGCUUCCUGGGGCCCAGGUCGAACACGAGGAUGAGAAUGCGGAAGCAGACGGUACGAAUGGGGAGGAUUCUGCGGCUCCGACUAAAUCGAAGACCGGAAAGACAACGUCCAAGAAGGCGGCUGAGCAGGGCAAAACCGGACAUAAAAGAGAGGCCAGCCAGGGUACACUGGACGGCAUGUUCACACGCAAGAAAAAGAAAGACUAG